AUGGCACGGAAGCAACCCAUUUAUGAUAUCGGCCCGUUUAAAUCAAGUACAAAAAACACAGACACGCAGUUGAAUGUUUAUGUCUCCAACAAACGCUUUAAAGUCGAUCUCUUUACUUCCAGCUUCGAACCCUCGUCUGGUCUCCUAGCUGAAUAUCUUUGGCACGUUCAACGUCUAGAUCCAGAAUGGAUCCCUGAUGAGUCUGAGGUAGAUGCUGAUGGGGAGUUUGAAGACCCCCUUGAUGAAAUGCAUGAUUGGAUCUUGCAGCCAUUUCUACCAAUCUUCUACGAAAUUGCUCCCCUAGACCCAAGCCAAAAGUACACUCUCGAGGACUGUCUGUUUGCAGAAGAACUGCAUUACACUGUGCAGGUGGUGGGAGACAAGCUAGCUCCUGUGUAUCUCAGCAAUACCAAGAACAUGAAAAACCAUCUCAUCGGGGCCUGUUUACCAUCUUCUGUCGACUACUCGAUGUUUCCUAUCUAUCAUCCUAGAGAAGUCCAGGUUCCUAUUAGUGCAGAUUCAGCUACACUGCCAGGAGUACCUCAAAAAGUAUUCAUUCAUGGGCAACCACAGCCUAGCUUCUUCAAGAUAGUCUACGGGGGUAGCUCCAUCACAAUUGAUGUAUGA
This is a messenger RNA of Penicillium expansum, 627 nucleotides long. RefSeq lists its product as uncharacterized. The coding region runs from base 1 to 627 and encodes 208 amino acids. The record is from RefSeq and is a predicted model, not a curated record. The transcript has a single exon. Lineage: Eukaryota; Fungi; Ascomycota; Eurotiomycetes; Eurotiales; Aspergillaceae.